UUGGCGGCCUCCCGCUCGACGGCUUCCCUCUGCCCGCCGGGCUCUGCGCUCCACGUGGCUUCCCUCCCUCCCCCACCCCCGUCGGCGCUGCUUCCCCAGAGGGCGGCCGGGCGGCCCAGCGCGCCCCCGGCCCUCGCAAGCCGCUGCCACAUCACGCCCCCGGCCGCGCACCGCCGCCAGCAGCAGCAGCAGCAGAGGCAGCGUCAGCAGCAGGAUGCGGCCCCCGCGGCAGCUGCCCGUCGUGGUGGUGGCGGCGCUGGUGGCCCGCCUGGUGGCCUCGGCCCGCCCCCCCUGCCCCCCCGCCGCCGCCGCCGCCGCCCCCCGGGCGCCAGGCCAGUGCCAACUUUCAGCAGGAAGUGAAGCCAAAUGUGUCGACAUCAGCUUGGGCUCCUGCAGUGAUGUACCAUAUUCACAAACCAUUUUCCCUAACUUGCUGGAUCAGAAGUCUCGAGAAGUGAUUGAAUACAGCCCUGAAUAUAUCCUGAUGGGCGUGCUGCACAAUUUGCUGCAGGGAGAAUGCAACCCUGACCUCAGGCUCCUGGGCUGCUCAGUUGUGGCUCCAAAGUGUGAAGGGGGCAAAGUCAUUAAGCCCUGUCGCCACAGAUGUGAAGCCUUAAAGAAAAACUGCUUUCCUGCCUUUGAUGCCAUUGACAUGGCUUGGCCUUACUUCUUGGACUGUGAUCGCUUCUUUGGGAGUGACAUCGAAGGAUGCUUUGAUCCACUAGCAAAGCUGAGAGGGGAGACAGAUUUUCCUGAAGAUGUCCUCACAGAGCUAUCGACAUCCAUUCAGUUCAUCCACCAUUCUUACUCCCAGAUGGUGAGAGAGCUGAAGAAGACGGCCUCCCGGUGUGGCCACAUUGCCCAGCUGUACAGCAUCGGCCGAAGCUUCGAAGGGAAAGACCUCUUGGUCAUUGAGUUUUCUACCAGCCCUGGAAGCCAUGAACUUUUUAAGCCAGAGUUUAAAUACAUUGGCAACAUGCAUGGGAAUGAAGUUGUGGGGAAAGAAUUAUUAAUCUAUCUUGCUCAGUACCUGUGCUCUGAAUAUCUGCUUGGAAAUCCAAGGAUCCAGAGGCUGAUAAACAACACACGGAUUCACCUCUUCCCCUCCAUGAAUCCAGAUGGCUAUGAGCUUGCAGCAGAAGAGGGUGCUGGCUACAAUGGCUGGAUAAACGGGAGACAAACAGCUCAGAAUCUUGACCUUAACAGGAAUUUCCCAGAUUUGACAGCUGAAGCCUACCGGCUGGCAAAAAUCAGAGGGGCCCGGACAGACCACCUCCCCAUCCCAGAGUCUUACUGGUGGGGUAAGGUAGCACCUGAGACCAAAGCUGUGAUGAAGUGGUUGAAGUCUAUCCCAUUUGUCCUCUCUGCCAGUCUCCACGGGGGUGAUUUAGUGGUUUCUUAUCCAUAUGACUAUUCAAGGCAUCCUCUGGAAGAGAAAAUGUUCUCUCCUACCCCUGAUGAGAAGAUGUUUAAGCUGCUGUCCAAAGCCUAUGCAGACGCACACCCUGUCAUCUCAGACAAGUCAGAAAUCCGUUGUGGUGGAAAUUUUGUGAAACGAGGAGGCAUCAUUAAUGGUGCUGAGUGGUACAGCUUUCCUGGAGGAAUGGCAGAUUUUAACUACCUUCACACAAAUUGUUUUGAAAUUACAGUAGAGCUUGGAUGUGAGAAGUUUCCUAUGGAAGAUGAACUCUAUUCUCUCUGGCAUCAGAACAGAGAAGCCCUGGUCACGUUCAUGGAAAUGGUCCAUAGUGGAAUAAAAGGGAGGGUAUCUGAUAAAUUUGGAAACCCAAUCAAGAAUGCACGUAUUUCAGUCAAAGGAAUUCGUCAUGACAUUCUUACAGCUGCUGACGGGGACUACUGGCGACUCCUUUCUCCUGGAAUAUAUGUGGUCAGUGCCCAGGCUCGUGGCUACAGCAAAGUUCUCAAGAAGGUGACUUUGCCUACCAAGAUGACCAAGGCUGGACGGGUAGACUUUGUCUUACAGCCCCUAAAUGGUAAAUCUCCUAAAAUAGCCCGUGAUUUCAUGAAAAGAGGACGAGAUCAAUUUGAUCCACUGGAGCACUUUGAUCCUCACCUUCAGCAUGUUCAGCCGGAGCCAAGAGAAGACGGGGAGAGGCCGUGGUGGUGGUCGUACUUCAGUUCUCUGAAUAACCACAAACCUCUAUGGCUGCUUAAAGACCAUUAAACUCUUUUAAGAUGUGGCCUCCCCACCCCUGAAAAAAAGAACUAACAGUCAGUUGCAUUUCUAAUUCAACCUUGGACGUUAAUGGAAGCUUUUUUCUAUACUUUUUUCAUUAUUUUUCUGUACUUAUUUGCACACGUAAAUGGUGCAUAUUAAAAUCAGCAUGUACUUGAAGCUGCAGAUGA
Molecule: messenger RNA, 2367 nt
Organism: Sphaerodactylus townsendi
Lineage: Eukaryota; Metazoa; Chordata; Lepidosauria; Squamata; Sphaerodactylidae
Gene: CPZ
Product: carboxypeptidase Z
Exons: 11
Coding region: 215-2185 (656 amino acids)
Biological process (GO): proteolysis
Molecular function (GO): protein binding; zinc ion binding; metallocarboxypeptidase activity
Source: RefSeq, a predicted model, not a curated record